This is a messenger RNA of Pediculus humanus corporis (human body louse), 543 nucleotides long. RefSeq lists its product as uncharacterized. Lineage: Eukaryota; Metazoa; Arthropoda; Insecta; Psocodea; Pediculidae. Bases 1 to 543 code for a protein of 180 amino acids. The record is from RefSeq and is a predicted model, not a curated record. The transcript has 2 exons.
AUGCAAAAAGAUCUUGCAACGUCUUUAAAUUCACCAAUUUUAACGGUUCGAACACCAAUAAAGAGAUUAGGAUUAAGCCGAAAAAGAAAAAGUACUUCUGUUUUAAGCUGUGAAACUAAAAUUCAAAUUUUAGAUAAGAAUUCCUCAAACACGCCAAUUAAAAAAACUGUCGAUACUGAUGAAAAGUUGAAUGAAGAAGACAAAACAACAAAAAUAAUUAAAAAUGAGAUUAACUGUAGCCAGACUGAGGAAAAUUUAGAUUUUGAAAAAGAAAUUGUUGCAGUUCGAAAAAGAAUCGAAGAAAAAGAAAAAAUUCUCAAAGAUGUAGAAAAUAAAACUGUAAAUUGUAGAGAUUUAGAAAAUUUAAUAGAACAGUGGAAAAUAGGAUGUAAAAAUGCAUUUUUACAUUUGAAUAAUAUAUUAAUGAACAGGCAAGAAGAGUAUGAUAGUAGGACAUUGUUAAAAAAAUUAGGAAUAUGGAAUAUAAUGUAUGAAAUAUUUAAAAAUGAUAUAGAUUUAAAUCUUUCUGAUAAUAGCGAAUAA